Medioppia subpectinata is the source of this 459-nucleotide messenger RNA. Lineage: Eukaryota; Metazoa; Arthropoda; Arachnida; Sarcoptiformes; Oppiidae. The record is from the annotation of a GenBank genome assembly.
AUGUAUGAGUUGAGACAAAAGUGUCGUUUUGAUGGCAAUUGUAUUAUUGACGUGAAGUCACGGAAAAAUUGUAUGACUUGUCGGAUGAAAAAGUGUAUUAAAAUGGGAAUGAAAAAAGAAUUUGUUAUUAAUCAUAAUCCGAACGACUCGGAGAAUACAAACAUAUCUGAUUCAAUUAGCGAUACGACCAGUAGUUUAAGUAAUAAUACAAUCAGUUUAAGUAACGAUACUUUUGAUGAAAUUAUCGGUGAUAAUCAGUCAAAUGAAGUGACGAUAUAUAGUAAUAGCAGGUUUAGUGAUUUGGAAACAAACAGAUUAACCGAGGUGGUUGUGUCGGCACAAUUGGCGCUCAUUAAGUACGGCUGUAUGGAAAUACUUGUACUCCGAUAUUCAAUACUUGACUGGGCCGGGAAUCGUACCGAGCUUAUCACACUCAGAGUCGUAGACGCUAACCACUGA